CCUGGUCCAAAGGGUGAAAAGGGGGAUCAAGGCGACCAGGGACCACGGGGAUUGCCUGGUCUCCCUACGCUGGCUGCUUUGCACAGCAAUCAGAUCCUGACUGUCAAGAUGGUCUUCCCUAAGAUCAAUCAUGGCUUUCUUUCCGCUGACCAGCAGCUCAUAAAGCGACGGCUCAUUAAGGGAGAUCAGGGGCAAGCAGGGCCACCUGGGCCCCCGGGGCCACCGGGCCCUCCUGGACCGAGGGGGCCUCCAGGGGACACUGGCAAGGAUGGGCCCAGAGGUGUGCCUGGUCUCCCGGGUGAUCCAGGACAGCCUGGGGAAACGGGACCCCUGGGACCUGAGGGGCCGCAAGGGCCGAAGGGUUCACUCGGGCUUCCUGGCAUCCCUGGUGUUGAUGGACUGAAGGGGGAUGUUGGCAUCCCAGGACUGGACGGUGUUCCAGGAGCCAAGGGUGAAAUGGGAGAACGAGGUGAAAAGGGUGAUAUGGGUGAGGAGGGACCGAAAGGUGAACCGGGAGAGAAGGGAGAUGCAGGCUCCUCUGCAGCAGGCAUCAAGGGUGAACCUGGAGAGCCUGGAAGAAGUGGACUAAAGGGAGAGCCAGGACUUCCAGGGCUGCCUGGACUACCAGGGAUAAAGGGUGAGCCCGGGUUUCUUGGUCCCCAGGGUGAGCCUGGGCUUCCAGGACUCCCAGGAACUAAGGGUGAGAAAGGUGACCACGGACCACCAGGGAAGGGAGAACGAGGAGAGACGGGACCCGCUGGACCAAAGGGUUCACAAGGAGAGGCUGGUACACCUGGCCCUAAAGGGUCAAAGGGCGAGGCUGGAGAUAAAGGAGACUUGGGGCUCAUUGGACCAAGGGGCCCACCUGGGCAGAAAGGAGAACAAGGUGCCACCGAAAUCAUCGACUACAACGGAAACAUUCAGGAAGCUUUACAGAAGAUUACCACUAUUACAGUUACGGGUCCCCCUGGACCUCCUGGGCCAACGGGACCACCAGGCAUAAAGGGGGAUCGCGGUCUGCCUGGUCUUCCUGGACUUGAUGGAGAAAGAGGAUACAAAGGCUCUAAAGGAGACAUGGGAAUGCCCGGAGCUUCAGGGGAGAAAGGAGCAACUGGUUUACCUGGCUUACCUGGUGUCAAUGGAAUGAAAGGGGAUAAAGGAGAUGCAGGACUCCCAGGUCCUCAAGGUCCUUCUAUAAUUGGCCCUCCAGGGCCACCAGGGCCCCAUGGAUCCCCAGGACCUAUGGGUCCCCAUGGCUUUCCUGGACCAAAGGGUGAACCUGGUUUGCAUGGGGCAAAGGGUACUCGAGGAGAACCAGGACACAAAGGGGACCGUGGACCUCUGGGUCUCCCUGGAGCCUCCGGCUUGGACGGCAAGCCUGGAAUUAGGGGCAUGGAUGGGCCUUCAGGUCCUGCUGGUCCAGCUGGGCCGAAGGGGGAUAUUGGUGAGAAAGGAGCACCGGGUGAGCCAGGGCCAAGAGGACCCUAUGGACUACCUGGAGCUGCUGGAACACCAGGCUUGGAUGGGUUGCCAGGCUUAAGGGGAGAAAAAGGCGACGUUGGGGAAAGAGGAGAAAAGGGGGAGAAGGGAAAGAAGGGCAAAAAAGGGCCUAAGGGCGAGAAAGGAGAACAGGGUGCCCCAGGAUUAGAUGCACCCUGCCCAUUGGGCCCUGAUGGUUUACCAAUGCCUGGGUGCUGGCAGAAGUGAUCACUCUAACCUGAAACGCAUGGAGUUUGUAAAUAAUGCUUCUUUUACGGUAUUUAUAGUUUUUUAAUGGGAAAACAUGUCUAAAAGAAAAGAAGUCUGUGUGUACAAUGCUACAAAAAGAGAUAACUGUCCUCCCCCCCACCCCACUGUCCGACCCCGCUGCAAGUUUCAUGCUCUUGGCUGCUUCUACUCACAUCGCCGUGUGGAAAAAAAACAACAAAAAAAACAAAAACCACGUGUGUCCUCUCUCUCACAUCCACGCCGUGGUGGAGCUCAGAUCCUCGGCUGGUGGCAGAACUUGUCUCUUUAGUCUUUGCAUGGCUCAGACUGGAGCGUCGCAGCCCGGCCAGAUUCACGGGGGGGUGGUGAAAGGAGGCGUGGGAGGAGGAGGAAGUGGAUGAGGUGGGAUCUGGACUGGCUCCCUAACACCAAAACGCUAGGUGUUUCUGUGUUGCUUCGUCUCAACAACCUCACCACACUUUCAUGCAGCACCAUUCACUCAAAGACUAAAAGAAAAAAAAGGACUGUGCCAAGCAGAACAUUGCACCCCUGCCCUCCCCACUCCUGAAAAAGCAUGAGUAGUGUACUGAAACUAUAUUUAUAUGUAUUGUACAUACAUGUCACUGUUUUGUGGUUGCGUCAUGGCUUCUGCAGAAAAAAACAACACUAACAAAAAAAAAAAGAAAAGCCUCUAGAGUUCUGAAUAAGUAAUUUUUUUUUUUUUUUUGCUUUCCUUUAAUCUUCCCAAGGGAGUCACGCCAUGGCUGGUAGCCUGAAUGUCCCCCCAGAAAGUAAAGCUGUUGGUUAUUGUUGCUUUAUUGUGGUGAUGCCUGCAGAGGGUACCGUAUCAGCAGGUUUAUCACUGUUGCACUCGUGAGGCUCACUCAUCGUCAGUGCGGUGCCUCCAAACAGGUCUCCGGACA
Messenger RNA from Pelmatolapia mariae (spotted tilapia), 2630 nucleotides. Its product is annotated as collagen alpha-1(XXV) chain. The transcript is spliced from 35 exons. The record is from RefSeq and is a predicted model, not a curated record. The coding region runs from base 109 to 1707 and encodes 532 amino acids. Lineage: Eukaryota; Metazoa; Chordata; Actinopteri; Cichliformes; Cichlidae.